GAGAGAGAGAGAGAAAGAAAAAAAGGGACAUCGACAUCGAUUUUUUUACACCCUUUUUAGUGCAUAUUUUGCGUUGCAAAUUAGCACACAAAGGAACGUGCAAAGCAAAAAGGAGCGACAAGUGUCGCCAAAGGAAGCACGCGAUUAGUUUAUUGAAUCGGACGGAGAGGAGAACAGGAGAAGCGACAAAAAGACGAACGCUCAAUGAGCGGAGGCGGCGAGGAACACAAGCAGCAGCAACAGAAGGCGCGGCAAGCAUCGACAUCGCCGUUGCCGUUGCCGUUGCCAGGCGUCUCAAGCGCGUCGACUUCAUCAGCAGCUGCUUCAGUUGCCAGUGGAGCGGGAGUGGGAGUGGGAGGCGGAGGACGUGCCACACCGGAAAUGAAACGCUCGGCGGUGCGUAGCCUCAUCCAGCGCUACUUUCAUCAGCUGCAGUCUGGCUGUGGUAAUGACCACUGUACCAAUGCCAAUUGCGCGUCCAGCGGCAAAGUGGCGCCCAUGACGCCCAACGAGGUGGCAGCUCGAGCACUUCAGCUCUUCUCACAGGAUGCACAAUUGUGCGAUGGUGCAACGCCCACACUGACGUCGGCGACGACAGUAAACAGUCCGCAACAGGAUGUGGACAUGCUGUCACCGAACGAUAGCAGCAGCAGCAGCAGUAGCAGCUCAACCAGCACCAUUACCUCCGCCAGCACCACCACAACCACCAGUACUCAAUCCCAAUCGAAUGCCAUUGAUCCCAGCAAGAUCCCGCUCAUCAGUUCGCUCAGCGAAAUGCUGCAACUAACAACACCUGCAUCAACAACAGCAACGGCAGCUGCAACUACAACGCCAGCAACAACAACAACAGCUUCUGGUGACUCUGCUGUCUGCACACCAACGCUGCCACCUGUGAAGUAUCUAGAUGCUGAAUCCUUAGAGGCACUCUAUGAUCAAUGUCUGGCUGCAGACAGUUACGAUAGACUCAAUCAGGCCAUAAGCGAUGUCUUCUCCAGCGUCGAUCGUUUGAGCAAGAGCUUUGUGUGUCGACCGGGACAGGAGCGUCAACAUCUGCCGCCCAAGGAGAUAAAUGCGCUGAACAAGGAGCAACUGCGUCAGCUAGAGGGUGAGCACGAUAAGGAUGAGGACAGCACACAGCGUACGGAAACGUUGCCCGAUCAGGAGGUGGUGCGAGAGGAAGGUGAACUGGACGAGGAGAGAAAUGUUGAUGCUGAUGCCGAGGAUGAUGACGAUGAGGAUGAGGACGAGCCAAUGGGACCGUCAAGGCAGGAGCAGCUAGAGGAGUUUCUAAAGAAGGGCACCAAGGUGGACUUUCGGGGAUUGCGACAUGUGAAGCGUCUGCUCUUCAGCUCCUCCUGCCAAAGCAUAUCCGAGAAACUGACCAGCAGUGUCAUCCAACUGACGGACAUUAUACGCUACCUGCGGCUCUACAGGCAGGACUCGUGGGAGCAGGUGCUGCACUGCCUCGUCAUCUGCUUUGACAUGGUCACGAACACUACGGCCAACAAUAGUGUCACGGACAUGGAGUAUGUGGACCGAGUGCUGCCCAAGCUUUGCCACGAGGCUGCCGCAAUGCCAGUGCGGGCACAGGCGCGUCUGGCGCACAUCUGGGCCGAAUACUGUCCGGAUCAGUUGCAGGUGCUCCUCUCCUCCUGCCAGCAGCAGAUAACGCUGCAGGUGCUUCUCGACGAGGAGUCUGUGCGCGAGAACGAGCAUAUCAUAAGCGUGACCAAAGUGCUGAAGAUUGUUUAUUAUGCCAACAUUCUGGCCAGCGUGCUGGAGCGUCCCUCAUGCCGACUGCCACUGCAGGAACAGGAUGAAAAUGAAGCAGCCGCUGCUGCAACCGAGGAGGCCGAAGAUCUGUUUGUUUACAACUCGAUGCAGCAACCGCAUAUGCCCAAAUUUGCUGAGGAUCCGCUGGAGAAAUGCUUGCAGGUGUCGUACAUUGACUGUCGCAAACCUCUCGUGCCUCUCGAGGAGUUUUACAACGAGGCACUCAGUGAGCACAUCCAAAUGCAUCAGGACUAUCUAUCCUACAAGACGCUGGCCAUGGAGAGCGAACUGGGCUCCAGUCAUACCAACUUUUUCUGCUUCAUGCUGUACGCCUUCAUCCUGACGCCGGCCACCAAGGUGGAUGCACUCUACUAUGACUGCCGAAUGCGCAUGUACAGCGAGCGUUAUUCCUCCCUCUACUCGAUACUCAACAACUUUGGCCAGGAUGGCCAAGAGGGAGCACGGCCUGAUCUCAAGCUGUCUGUGCGCCGAGAUCAACUGAUUAAUGAUGCACUCAUUGGUUUGGAACUCGUGGCAAUGAGCAAUCCAAAGGAUCUAAAGAAGCAGCUGGUGGUGGAGUUUGUGGGUGAACAAGGCAUCGAUGAAGGCGGCGUAUCCAAAGAGUUUUUUCAACUAAUCGUUGAGGAAAUAUUUAAUCCAGCUUUUGGCAUGUUUGUGCAGCAGGAGGAGACCAACAAUAUGUGGUUCAAUGCCACGCCCUUUGAGAAUGGCGCACAAUUCACACUGAUUGGCAUUAUCAUUGGUUUGGCCAUCUACAACAAUGUCAUCCUGGCUGUGAACUUUCCCAUGGUUGUCUAUCGCAAGCUAAUGGGCUAUCGAGGGACCUUCUAUGAUCUGAGCGAUUGGAGUCCAACGCUUUUCAAGAGCUUGCAGGCCAUGCUGGACUAUCAGGGCAUGGAUAUGGAGGAGGUAUUCGAGCAGACAUUCAAGAUCAGCUAUAGCAAUGUCUUUGGCGAGCUGGUGGAGCAUGAACUGGUACCACAUGGAAGCGAGGUGCUUGUGGGUCAGCACAAUAAGCGACACUUUGUGAAUUUGUACAGCGAUUUCCUGUUGAAUGUCAAUAUUCAGCAACAGUUUAAGGCCUUUCGCAAGGGAUUCGAAAUGGUCACUGAUGAGUCGCCGCUGAAGCUGCUCUUCAGGCCGGAGGAGAUCGAGAAAUUGGUCUGCGGUAGUCGCGAAUUUGAUUUCGUUGAGCUGGAGCACUCAACGGAAUACGAGGGCGGCUACACGGAGGAAACGCAAAUCGUACAGGAUUUCUGGAGCAUUGUACAUGCCAUGCCGCACGAGUCGAAGCGCAAACUGUUAGAAUUCACCACUGGCUCGGCCCGCGUCCCUGUGGGAGGAUUGAAGUGCUUGCGGCUGUUGAUCACACGUCAUGGACCGGACAGCGAUCGGUUGCCCACAUCGCACACGUGCUUCAAUGUCCUGCUGCUGCCGGAAUACAGCAGCAAGAAGAAGCUGGAAGAGCGUCUGCUUAAGGCAAUCAACUACUCCAAAGGCUUUGGCAUGCUGUAGUAGUCUCAAUUGACUGUCAAAGUUGUUGAUACACAUACCUCCAGCAUCGCAACUGAAACCACCUCCGAUUAAACUACGAUAAUGAUGAUGAUAAUGAUGAUGAUAAGUUAAUAAGUUGAUGAAUCUUAGUUUCUUUUUGAGUUUGUCGUUUAUUUUUGAUACAAUUUGUUCAACUCAGACAAUAUAUAUUUAUGUGUACAUGCUCAAUGUGUCGCGAUUAUAAGCUGGCAAAGCAAACUAAAUAAAUUCGCUAACUCUAUAUAUAUAAUUAACUAUAUAUAUACAUAAAUACUUAUAUUGUUUAUUACGACGCUCAGUUAUUUGUAUAUAUCAUAAAAUACACUAAUACGCAUACCCAUACACUCAUGUAAAAUUACAUAUAUGUAUUGUAGCACACAUUGAAAUUUUGCUGAAUAAAUUUUAAGUUGUGCGCCCAACAA
Molecule: messenger RNA, 3749 nt
Organism: Drosophila innubila
Lineage: Eukaryota; Metazoa; Arthropoda; Insecta; Diptera; Drosophilidae
Gene: Ube3a
Product: ubiquitin-protein ligase E3A
Exons: 9
Coding region: 205-3309 (1034 amino acids)
Biological process (GO): protein polyubiquitination
Molecular function (GO): ubiquitin protein ligase activity
Source: RefSeq, a predicted model, not a curated record